Molecule: messenger RNA, 2631 nt
Organism: Ilex paraguariensis (yerba mate)
Lineage: Eukaryota; Viridiplantae; Streptophyta; Magnoliopsida; Aquifoliales; Aquifoliaceae
Source: the annotation of a GenBank genome assembly
AUGAUUAGAGAACAUGUUGGAUUUAGACCAAAGUAUCUAGUUGAUGCACUAAAGGUGGAGGCUAGCGUUCUUAAGGGUGUUAAAAUAGGUUGUAUUAAUCAUUUAACAGUGGGACAAACUUCAGCACCUUUGAGAGCCCCAAAAUGGUAUAAACGGAAAGCAGGAGUCUCAUUUGGCUUUGGAGGCAAGCUUGUUUCAUUUCACUCUACAGAUGCUUCAGCUGGAUCUUCAGAGGUUCAUUUGCAUAACGUUCUUACUGAACAAAGUCUGGUGAGUCGCUCUUCUGAUUUUGAAGCUGCAAUACAAAAUGGAGAGAGAUCUUCGCUGAGGGUUUUAUGCGAUAAAAAAUCUCAAGAGUCUGAAUCUGAAGAUGAGAGGGAAACUUGGGGCUUCUUGAAGGUAAUGUUUGAAGAUGAUGGAACAGCAAGGACAAAGCUGCUCACACACCUAGGUUUCAGUCUACCUGCUGAAGGAAAAGAUGCUGUGCAAGAUGAUCUCUCCCAGGAGAUAAGUGCUCUUGGUCUAGAAGAAAGGGUAGCAGAUAAAGAAGGAUAUGUGGAAGAUAAAGAAACCACCAUUAGCCCUUUAGAUAAUGGGGAAGAUUUCUUUAACAAUCUUCCCAGCCCUAAAGCUGAUACACCUGUAUCAACUUCUGGUAAUAACUUUGUUCGUGGAGGCCCUGUUCCUGCUGGGGAAGAGAUGCAACAUGAGUUGGAUGGACAAGAGGAAACCAUUGAUCCUUCAUUUGAUGAUGAUGUUCAACGUGCCUUGGUUGUUGGGGACUACAAGGGAGCUGUUGUACAGUGCAUAACAGCAAAUAGAAUGGCUGAUGCGUUAGUUAUUGCACAUGUUGGUGGUGCUUCCUUGUGGGAGAAAACCCGUGAUCAAUACCUUAAGAUGAGUCAUUCCUCUUACCUGAAGGUUGUUUCUGCAAUGGUGAACAAUGAUGUCAUGAGCCUUGUAAACACCAGGCCCCUGAAGUCCUGGAAAGAAACACUCGCUCUCCUCUGCACUUUUGCACAGAGAGAGGAAUGGACUUUGCUGUGCGACACACUUGCUUCCAGACUUAUGGCUGCUGGCAAUACAUUAGCUGCAACUCUUUGUUAUAUUUGUGCUGGAAAUAUCGAUAAAACUGUGGAAAUUUGGUCGAAGAGUCUGGCGACUGAGCAUGAUGGGAAGUCUUAUGUUGACCUUCUUCAGUUUGCACAGAGAGAGGAAUGGACUUUGCUGUGCGACACACUUGCUUCCAGACUUAUGGCUGCUGGCAAUACAUUAGCUGCAACUCUUUGUUAUAUUUGUGCUGGAAAUAUCGAUAAAACUGUGGAAAUUUGGUCGAAGAGUCUGGCGACUGAGCAUGAUGGGAAGUCUUAUGUUGACCUUCUUCAGGAUUUAAUGGAAAAGACUAUAGUCCUUGCUUUGGCAACCGGGCAGAAGCGAUUUAGUGCUUCAGUGUGCAAGCUUGUUGAGAAAUAUGCUGAAAUAUUGGCAAGCCAAGGGCUUUUAACAACAGCUAUGGAAUACUUAAAGCUCAUGGGGACUGAGGAAUUGUCUCCUGAACUUACGAUCUUACGAGACCGAAUUGCUCUCUCUACAGAACCUGAUAAAGAAGUACCCAACACUAUGGCUUUUGAAAACUCUCAACCACAACCAGGAGCUGUAUAUGCCGCUGAUCAAUCCAGUUAUGGGGCUGUUGAUGCCUCUCAAAAUUAUUAUCAGGAAACAGCCCCAUCGCAAUUGCCGCCGAGCAUUCCUAAUAGUCCUUAUGGUGAUAGUUACCAAUCCUCAUUUGGUGCUCCCUAUGGGAGAGGAUAUGGUGCUACUCCUGCCCCCUAUCAGACUGCACAACAGCCUAAUAUGUUUAUUCCGUCCCAGGCACCUCAAGUUCCCCCGGUGAACUUUGUUCAACAACCUCCUGCGCCAACUCAGCCUGCUAUUACACCUUUCGUUCCUUCAACCCCUCCUGCAUUGAGAAAUGUUGAGCAAUAUCAGCAACCAUCAUUGGGUUCCCAGCUGUAUUCUGGGAAUACUAACCCCAGUUAUCAAGCUGGGCCUCCAGGGGUUGGUUCACUUGGUCCGAUGACAUCUCAUGUGGGUCCAACUCCUGGGCAUAAGAUGCCUCCAGUUGCUGCUCCCACCCCAGCAUCUAGGGGAUUUAUGCCAAUUACAACUCCAGGAACACAUAGACCUGGGAUGGGUCCAGUCCAGCCACCCAAUCCUACACAGUCAGUACCAGCGCAACCAGCUGUAGCUCCGGCAGCUCCCCCUCCUACUGUGCAGACAGCUGAUACUUCAAAUGUACCUGCUCAUCAAAGGCCUGUGAUCACAACCUUGAUGAGACUUUUUAACGAGACAUUCGAAGCAUUGGGAGGUUCACGUGCAAAUCCAGCUAGGAAGCGGGAAAUAGAGGACAAUUCAAAGAGAAUUGGUGCCUUGUUUGCAAAGCUUAACAGUGGAGACAUAUCUAAAAACGCUGGUGAAAAGCUUGUUCUGCUCUGCCAAGCUUUGGACAAUGGUGAUUUCAGCACUGCCCUCCAAAUCCAGGUACAACUCACCACAAGUGAUUGGGACGAAUGUAAUUUCUGGCUAAAUACACUCAAACGAAUGAUCAAGACGAGGCAGAAUGUGAGAUAA